AUGGGUCCACGAUACAGAAAUCAGGGAUCAAACCGUCUCACAAAGGCCGCGCAAGGCGAUGGUAAAAAGAUCAAACAUAAUAAAUCCCUUAAAAAUAAGGUCAGGGACGUACAGAGACUGCUUAAAAAGGUGAGACAACUCGAAUAUUCGAACAAAUACAUUCUAGCUGUUAUUUGCAGCGUGUUCAUUAAUUUGUUCGUCAGCUGUUUGAGGUAGUUUUGUUCAGCAGAGUUCAGCAUUAAGAGAAAUCGCUAAGCCUUAAUUUUCCGCAGAGGGCCCUGGAAAAAAAAAGAGAGAAACUAAAAGCUCGUUGCAGUUACGUUCUGUCUUCUGUACUGUUCCAGUGAUCUUGUUUCUUCUCGUACAUUAAGUUAGUGCCUUAUAUCACGAGAUUGUAAGAUGAAUUGAGACGCAAAAAAAGCUCACGGUCGCUGCAGUCACAGCAGUAAACUUGUAUGCUUUAUCAUUCUCCAUACUGUUCACUAUGCAUUCGACAAGGAGGUUUGACAAGUACUGACAAGUUUAAUGAUCAUUUUCUUAAUUCUCAUGACCGAAAUGUUUGAUUCAUAAGUGAUGCAGUAAGGGGAAAUAAGACAUCAAAAUCCACAGCUACAACACAAGGCGUGCAAACACCUUUUGCCUACAAUUACAUAGGACAUUUAUAUUUGUCAGUUUUACCGUUUUUUACAUACGCUCAUGUAAAAUGGUUUUAUGGCCAAUCAGAGUGCGUGUACUAUUUGAAUUAUUUUAUAAUGUAGACUAUUGUAUUGCUUCACAUUGAAAGAAAAGUCUUAUAUGAAUGAAAAAUUCUUUAAAAUUUAAUUUGGUGUUUCCAAUUUUUUUUAGAGUGAUCUUCCAGCAACAGUGAGAGUUGUUCAGGAACGCAUGCUUGAUGUCCUCAAAGAGACAAUUAAAGAUAAAGCAAAGGAAGACAAACAGAGAAGGAUUGAGAAAAGAUCUAAAAAAGUCAAAUUCUUUGGUUGGUGAUUCUGACACCUUUAUUGUAUGUAAAUUUGAGGUUUAGCUGCAUAAUGAAGUAAAUUUUGAGAAAAAAUCAUGAGGAGAAAAGAAAAUGCAUUAUUUUGCACAAACCAAAGAAAAAAAAAGUGUGUGCUUGAGCCAAGGAGGAGCUUAUGUAGUUUCUGUAGCAUCAAGGGAUCAAUAUCAGUAUCUGGGCAACUGCCCACCUACCCCUCCCCUAACUCAACAACAGUCAAUUGAUAACAAGUUAGGGUUAAUGUUGGGUUAGGGGAGUGGUAGGUGGGCAGUUGCCCAGAUACUGAUAUUGAUCUGUAUGAAGAGACUAGAAGUAUAACUACUCCCCCCCCUGGAUGGGAUGCUGGUCCAUUGCAAGGUUUCCCCUCAGCAUUUCACCGGACUUAUCUGAUAGUCGGCUGGUACCCAUAUAUACUCCUGGGUGAGGAGAAAAAAUGUGAAAGCAAAUUGUUUUGCUCCAGGGACACAACAGAAUGACCUCGUCAGUGCUCGACCUGGAGUCCAGUGCACUAAUUAUAAGGCCCCUGCAUCUCCCUCCAAACAGAAACCAAUUAAAGUAGAAGUCUUUAUUUAUUUUAACAUCAUAGAUGUAAGUUUCCACCCUUUCUAUCCAUGAAUAAAGGGGGUCUAAAGAAACUCUGGUGUUGUGUCAGUGGGAGAGUAUAGCAGGUAAUUUAGUGUUAACAACUGAGUUGAAUUUUAAAGCCAAUUUAUGUUUUCAAUUCAGUUGGUAACACUUCAUUACCCUCUAUCCAUGGUUUACACUUUAUAUCCAAAUUAAGUAAAAGAUCCUACUAGUAAUAUUUUUGUUUUCAGACUAAAAAAAAUUAAAUUUUCUUGUUUUUUCUUUCUCUUUUCAGAGAAAAAAAAGAUCUUUAGAAGAUUCAAAUCUUGUAUGAAAGAGCUCAGUGAUGCAGAGGAUAUUGAGACAAGGUUAGUCAGAGCAAAUGGCAAAGGAACAACACUCAAAAAUUCAGCUUUGAAACUCUUUACAAUACCAAAGUUUCCCUGUUAUACACAAUAACACAUUACUCCACUGUUCACUUCAGAGUUAAGACACAAUGGUAAAAAAGAAAUGCCUAUGUAUUUCGAAAGUAAGGGGUGAAGAAGUUAUUACAACUCUGUUCUAUGCAUAAAUGUUAGUUUUUGUAUAAUAUACAUGUUUUUAUUUAAUCUAAAUUUUUGUAGAAAUUCUGCACUGAAAGAACUUGAGGAGAUCAAGCAGCAGUGGAAUUAUGUUCAAGUAAGCAAAGGGUGGUGUCUGAUAAAAUUUGUCUCAAAAAUGUUUUAAUUUUGUCCUAGUUUCCUCUUGAAUUGGUUUUGGUUUUGUUUUUGGCAGUGUUAAAUUUGAGUUCAGGAGUUAAGCACCUGGUGUAACCUAUGACUCCCAAGAGUACCUAGAACAAUUGUUUGUGUAAAAACCACGCAGAAAUUGAAAAAAAUCAGUUUAUUUCCGUCAAUAUACCAAAGAAUGGUCAGAAAUUAUUGAUAAAUUUGGCUGUUCAAAAUUGAACAAUACAUGCCAAUCACUUCUCAACCAGCCAAUCAACAUGGAUAAAAAAACACUAUACACCUGUGUGGUAUAUACUAACAUUGUCUUUUCUUGGGGGCUGUCCAAGAUCAUGUUACCAUCAUGUUAAUGAACCACAUUUCAGUGUCAUUUUUUCUUCUUGUCAAAGUGGUGUUAUUGUAAUUUGAAAAUAAUCUUUUGCUCAAUUAACACUGUUUUAUCUUCUCUUAGCAUUUUCCAGGAAACACAAAGUAUAUUUCAUUAUUUCCAUUGACAUCCCAUACUAAUGCAGAAAUUGUUGCAAAACAAGGUACAGUUAUCUAUGAUUUAGUUACAUAUUGGGAUAAUGUUUACUAUAUCAGUGUGGAAAAAGCUGCAGAAAAAUCCUGGAAUUUAUAUGUUCAAAAGAAUACAUAUCCCUCUGGAACAAACAUGAACCUAGCUCACAAGAAUGACUUUGGCAAAACCAGCCCAGAAUUAUCACAACAACCAAUCAGAUUAAGGGAAAAUAUCACAAGGUGCCAAUGAGAAUGCAAAUUAACAACAAGCAAAUUGCUUGGAACACAGAAAAACACAAGAGAGUGUUUUAGUUUUGUAUCUCUUCAGUUGAGAGAGGGGCACAAUUUUUAUGUACAAACCACCGAGCAGAGUAAAGUAAAACAAGUGCUAUCAUAGCUUUUUUUACCCUGAUUCAAGUUUGAUCCACAUAAAAUUCAACCUUAGUUGAUUUUAUUUCUAUGCAAUUUGCAGAAAAAAUCCAGGAAACUAUUGCAAAGAAGGUGGAAGCUGGUGAGUUGGGGGAUGCAUCCAGUACAAUUUGGAAAAUGGGCAAAGCAUCUCAAAGAGCAAAAAAGGAAAAACCUAAUGUGGUAUUGAGUGAUGAAGAAUUUGGACGAGCUGCGACAAAAAGAGGCAGUGAAGAUGGUGAGGAACAAUUUGUUGUGUUAAUAAUGAUGGUUGCCAUGGGAGAUGUGGCGCUCCUUUAAUUAUGGACCCUAAGCAGUCAGGACGGUGAUGCUAAGGAAAAUGUUGAAUCAAGAAAUGAACUUUCAUUUUUGUGUAGAAUUUCGGCAAUGGCUCCAUGAGGUCAUCCUCUAUACCAGUGCCAGACCUCAUUGGGGUAGAGGGGGUUAGUUUCUGCAGAAACUGUGGAGCUGCGUCGGUGGGAGAGUAUAACAUGGUAAUUUAGUAUUAUCAACUGAGUUGAUUAGGUAAAUUGGCCACCAUAAAGAGUUUAAAAGCGGACGUUUCGAGCAUUAGUCCUUUGUCAAUUGCUUUCAUGAAGGGCUAAUGCUUGAAACGUCAGCUUUUAAACUCUUUACGGUGGCCAAUUUACGUAAUCAACUCAGUUGAUAAUACUUAACCCUUUAACUCCCACGAGUGACCAAGACGGAAUUUCUCCUUACUAUAUCAAUACAAUAUCAACCAGAUAAGUGGUGAGAAUAAAGAAAAAUAUCAAUUUGAAGAUAAGUUGAUCUAAUACUAAAUUCUCUGAACUAACAUUAUAAGAAUUGUAUGGUUGACAGUAAGGAGAAUUACAAAUUUGAUCUGGGAGUUAAAGGUUUAAUUACCCUCUCAUCAGGGUAGGCAGUGUUGAGUUCCAAACGCAACUGCCAAUAGAUACAUUAAGUUUUAAACUGCACAUGCAGAGCCAUAGCUCUCCGCAUUGCAAAUUAAAAACGACUGGCUAGAGGAGAAUCGCAAGUCUCCACUUUUAUCUUGAUUAUUCCCAGGUUUCUUAACUUCUGUGAGCACUUUGUAUAUAUUUAGUUGGAAAACCCUUAAACCUACAAAACCUCCCAAGCAAGGAUAUUUUAUACUCAAGCGCUCUCCCACUUAACUAUCUACAACUCUGGGUGGAGAGGGGCCUGGUGAGAGUUUAGUGUCUUGUCACAAGGACACAACACGAUGACUUGGGCAGUUUUCGAAUCCAGACCUCUACAUCUGCGGUUCAGCGCGUAGACAACUAAGUGUUUUGGCAAAUGUGAUGAAACAUACUGAUAUGGUGAAUGUUUGUGCGUGUUCUUUUAGAAUAGAUAAUGAGUUCUUUCCUAAGGGAAGAGCGUUUUCGGAAACCAUUUUUAAUAAUUUUUCUGCUUGUCAUGUUUGAUAGAAUCUGGAGAUCAGGAACUACCGCUAAAAGUCGACCAUGAAGAGGAUGACUUCUUUAUGGAUUCAAGUCCAAGCCCAGGUAAGUAAUGAAGAUGUAGUAGCGGCGGAGGCAAAACGAGAUGGGGGUUUGGGUCGGGUCGAAAAAAAGAGGAGAGAAAUAUGGGUCCGUUGGGUUCCUUAAGCGACUCGUCCUAAGCCUCCCUCCUUCCUUCCUUCGACCCGACCCAAACCUCUCGCUUUUUUUCGCUCUGCCGCUAUUACAGUGCACAGUUUGACUAACGGAACGACUGGGACAGGCUCGGUUAUCACUGGUUGUAGAAUCACGCGUGAAAAAUUGGAAGAGAAAAAAAUUAAUGUAAUUUGUGCGAUAUUCACACGCAUAUUUUGUGCGUGCAGAUAUCCUUUCCAUUCCUCAGAACUGGUCUGUUGACUGUGUUGUCCAUAAAUAGAACAGAUAAGCUCUGAAAACUCACGGGACUAGUCAUAGGCUGAACUGGUACUGGAAUUCAGGUUCAUGGACUACUUGUGAAACACGCGAGAGUUUUCGGCGCCAAAUGCCCAGUCUAGAAGGACCACUAGUGAAAUUAAUUUUGACUGUAAAAGCAUACAAGACUAUGCAACUUACACGCACUACCUCGCGAGGACUACUCGCAAAAUUUGCCAGAGUCUUAGUCGUUGUAUGCUGCAGACAGUGGUGGUAACGAUUCCCAUUCGUUUUGACUCUGGUAACACGCGAGGCAGCGUAACUUGCACGCGUGUCUACGCGAGGAGUACACUUCACCGGUUUGGGCAAGUUUUUUUAACUCCGGCCAAACAAGCUCUCUCAGUACAAUUAGGCUCAGAAAUUAUGGCGUAUGUUGUCAUACCAUUGUUUUUUUUUAUCUUUAUGCAGUAAAAAAAGAGGUGAAAAAGGAGAAGAAGAAGAAGUCGUCAAAGAAACUAAAAAGAUCCCAGUUUAAAAUCGAGAAGAAAUAAUUUUUUUUCUCAAACCGCUACUCGUUUCUAAGAGGAUGUCUUUCAGGUACAUACUGCAGCUAAUGUUUUCGUAAAAUUAUUGUUAAAAAGAGAACUGAUUACAAAAUCAGAGAUAGUAUUGAAUUACGUCAGCUUAAAUAUAUUUUCGUAUGUUUCCUCAGAAGUAGUAAAGCGUAAAUAGUGUGAGUUUAUUUAUUAAUGACAUCGAUGUUGUCGAAAUUUCCAAAAAUAUUUAUAAAAACCUCAACUACACUUUUGUUGGUAAGAAAUAUAUUCUAUUUUCCUUCACAUUGUAUGUGAUAUAAAAUAAACGACGUUUUCGGUACGUGACGUGAAUUUUUUUCAUUGAGAAGCUACAAAGAGGUAAUACCUGUUUUCAUAACCAUUACGGUUUCCUCAAAUGUGAUUGGUGAAUUAGCUGCUUUAUUUUCCACUAAUCAUUCUGUAGAGUUGUAAUCGGUCAGUGUAAAGAGACAGUUGGCUGUAAUGGGACACCUGUCAUUGGACAGUUGAAGCAGCUAACCAUACCUAGUCCACUCAGCUAAAUCCGCUAAUCUCAGAAUUUAUCACAAUAACCAUGGCAACAACCACUUAUCCUGAAAAAAAACUGUGUAAUUUCCAAAAUUGAGGAAUUUUUUACCAUAGACAUCGUCUCUUCUGGAUAUGUUUAUCCUAAAUGUAUUUUUUUUAUAGGAAAUUGCAAC
Molecule: messenger RNA, 6297 nt
Organism: Pocillopora meandrina
Lineage: Eukaryota; Metazoa; Cnidaria; Anthozoa; Scleractinia; Pocilloporidae
Source: the annotation of a GenBank genome assembly